GAUGCUGCCUGGUUCGAAGUGGCUGUCUCAGCAGCUGGGCCUGCUGGGAUUGGAGCCUAGAGUUUCCUCAGUCUUCCUCCUGAUAUUUCUGGCAUUUAGCACCUGGAUCCUGUGUAAAGGCCUGAUCCGUAUCCACCAAUUCCGUACCAACAGUCAAUGGCUUCGAUGCUUUCCUGAGCCCCCUGAACGGCACUGGCUCAAUGGCCAUGCAGGAGUGAUCAAACCCAGUGAAGAAGGCAUAAAGCGUAUUCUUCAACUUGUGGCCGUUUUCAGGGAGGUCUUUUUGAUGUGGGGUGGACCCUUCUUCCCAAUUGUUUUCAUCUGCCAUCCCGACUACAUCAAGCCUCUCAUAUCAGCUUCAGCCAGUGUUGCACCCAAGGACAAGCUUUUCUAUGGAUUCUUCGAGCCUUGGCUGGGGGAUGGGCUGCUUCUGAGUAAUGGGGACAAAUGGAGCCAGCACCGACGCCUGCUGACCCCGGCUUUUCACUUUGACAUCCUCAAGCCCUACGUAAAGUUCUUCAACCAAUCCACAGACAUCAUGCAUAUGAAAUGGCGGCAUCUGUGUGCUGGUGGCAAUGUCCGGCUAAAUGUAUUUGAGCACAUCAGCCUCAUGACCCUGGACAGCCUGCAGAAAUGUGUCUUCAGUCAUGACAGCCACUGUCAGGAGAAGCCAAGUUCCUACAUCUCUGCCAUUUUGGAGUUAAGUGCCCUUGUGUCAAGACGCAACAAUCAGCCACUCCUAUAUUGGGAUAGUCUAUACCACCUCACCAGCCAAGGGAGACGCUUCUCUAGGGCUUGCAACCUAGUGCACGUCUUCACAGAUGAUGUCAUCCAGAAUCGGCGUCGUGUCCUUGCUGAACAAGGCUCUGAGGCCUUCCUUAGGAAUAAGAGAAAAGGAAAGACCUUGGACUUCAUAGAUGUGCUACUACUGGCCAAGGAUGAAGAUGGGAACGCUCUAUCAGAUGAGGACAUUCGGGCAGAGGCUGACACCUUCAUGUUUGAAGGGCAUGAUACAACUGCAAGUGGCUUGUCUUGGGCCAUUUAUAACCUGUCUCAGCACCAGGAAUAUCAGGACCGCUGUCGUCAGGAAAUACAGGAACUGCUGAAGGGUCGUCAGCUAGAGGAGAUUGAAUGGGAUGACCUGUCCCAGAUGCCUUUCCUGACUAUGUGUAUCAAGGAGAGUCUGAGGAUGCACCCACCAGUUGUUGCUAUUGCUCGCCGAUGCACCAAGGACAUCAAACUACCUGAUGGGCGCAUUAUCCCCAAAGGGAACACUUGUCUGGUCAGCAUUUUUGGAACCCACCACAAUCCUACUGUGUGGCCCAACCCUGAGGUUUAUGACCCUUACCGUUUUGACCCUAAUAAUACACAGAUGUCACCUUUGGCAUUUAUGCCCUUCUCAGCUGGACCCAGGAACUGCAUUGGCCAGAACUUUGCCAUGGCUGAGCUGAAGGUUGCACUGGCUCUUACCCUACUGCGAUUCAGAAUCUUCCCUGAUGAACAUCCUCCCCGAAGGAAGCCAGAAGUGAUCCUCAGGACAGAGGAUGGGUUGUGGCUGAGGGUGGAGCCACUGCAGCAUCCUUCCAUCCCUGAGAUCCGCAUCCCAGAAACUGCCCAGGACUGAUGGAUGGGCAUUUCCUCAGCCUUGGACCCAGACAUGGAUGGAGACAGCCUGCCCCUUUAGUAACCUUUAUCUUGAUUGGGAGUCUUCUGAAUAAAAGCACUUUUACAUCUUGCAAA
Molecule: messenger RNA, 1740 nt
Organism: Gracilinanus agilis (Agile Gracile Mouse Opossum)
Lineage: Eukaryota; Metazoa; Chordata; Mammalia; Didelphimorphia; Didelphidae
Product: cytochrome P450 4F2-like
Exons: 12
Coding region: 2-1624 (540 amino acids)
Molecular function (GO): oxidoreductase activity, acting on paired donors, with incorporation or reduction of molecular oxygen; monooxygenase activity; iron ion binding
Source: RefSeq, a predicted model, not a curated record